UGGGAAGGAGAACCCUGGAAACGCGCGUGUGUAGAGGAAAAUAAGUACACAAUGUUUCCAUGAAAAGAGUCAAGGCUGACUUUGUAACCAAAGCGGAACUAUAAGCAAACUCCUGAGUGAGAGAAACUGAAAUAUUCCACUCUCCAUCCUUCCUGGAUCCCAUCAUGAGCUACAGGAAGAUGGACAAGCAUGGAAGCCCACAGUAUUGCCGCCAUUUUCUGGCUGACAACAGCAUCUUCCAUGUUGAGCGAUGCAUGAGCGUGAUGCAGUCGGGGACUCAGAUGGUGAAGCUGAAGAACGGUUCUAAAGGUCUGGUCCGGCUCUUCUAUUUGGAUGAACACCGUUCCUGCAUCCGCUGGAGACCGUCUCGCAAGAGUGAGAAAGCCAAGAUCACCAUCGACUCACUCUACAAGGUCACAGAAGGUCGUCAGUCUGACAUUUUCCAUCGCCAUGCAGAAGGUACCUUUGAUCCGAGUUGUUGUUUCACUAUUUACCAUGGCAAUCAAAUGGAAUCCCUGGACUUGGUCACCUCUAAUUCAGAGGAAGCAAGGACAUGGGUGACUGGACUCCGAUAUCUGAUGGCCGGUAUCAGUGAUGAAGAUUCGCUAGCUAAGAGACAGCGCACACAUGACCAGUGGAUGAAGCAGACCUUCGAGGAGGCUGAUAAGAAUGGAGAUGGUCUUCUGAACAUUGAAGAGAUCUACCAGCUUUUACACAAGUUGAACGUCAACUUGCCUCGCAGAAAAGUCAAACAGAUGUUCCAGGAAGCAGACACUGAUGACCAGCAGGGCACACUGACGUUUGAGGAGUUCACUGUCUUCUAUAAGAUGAUGUCGUUAAGGCGAGACCUCUAUCUGCUGCUCAUGUGUUUCAGUGAGAAAAAGGAUCACCUGACCGCAGAGGAACUUGGAAACUUUCUGUGUAUGGAGCAAAAGGUCAGGUUCACCAACUACAUGCGGAGCCCAGUCUGUGAUGUGUUCAACCCUCAGCACAACGAGGUCAAUCAAGACAUGGAUCAGCCUCUGUGUAACUAUUUCAUAGCCUCUUCCCACAACACCUACCUGACUGGAGAUCAGCUGCUGUCCCACUCCAAGACGGACAUGUAUGCUUGGGUCCUGCAGGCCGGCUGCCGCUGUGUGGAGGUGGACUGUUGGGAUGGUCCAGACGGGGAGCCUAUGGUCCAACACGGUUACACUCUGACCUCCAAGAUCACCUUUAAAUCUGUCAUUGAGACCAUCAACAAAUACGCCUUUGUAAACAAUGAGUUCCCUGUGAUCCUGUCCAUAGAGAAUCACUGCAGCAUUCAGCAGCAGAAGAAGAUAGCUCAGCACCUGAAAGAGAUCUUCGGAGACAAGCUGGAUGUGGUGGAGGCUCUGAACAAAGACCCAAAGCAGCUCCCCAGUCCGAACUCCCUGAAGGGCAAGCUACUUAUAAAGAAUUCCAAAGAUGGAAUGAAGAAAUCCCAGAGCCGCUCCUUCAUUAGCAACCUGAAACACAAGUCCAAUGGGUCCAGUCAGCACCAGGUGGAGUCCCACAUCAGGAAGAAACUAGACUCACUUAUGAAAGAGUCUCAAAUCGGGGACAAAGAGGACACAGACAGUUUCUCUAUCAGAGCGCUGCUCCGUGCCACCCAUGAGGGCAUCCAAAGAAACCUGCGCAAG
Messenger RNA from Sinocyclocheilus grahami, 1661 nucleotides. Its product is annotated as 1-phosphatidylinositol 4,5-bisphosphate phosphodiesterase eta-1-like. Lineage: Eukaryota; Metazoa; Chordata; Actinopteri; Cypriniformes; Cyprinidae. The record is from RefSeq and is a predicted model, not a curated record. The annotation marks the transcript as partial. Gene Ontology annotation, biological process: phosphatidylinositol-mediated signaling; release of sequestered calcium ion into cytosol; phosphatidylinositol metabolic process. Gene Ontology annotation, cellular component: cytoplasm. Gene Ontology annotation, molecular function: calcium ion binding; phosphatidylinositol-4,5-bisphosphate phospholipase C activity. The transcript has 11 exons.